AUGAGCGAACAGCCACGCGCCGAAUCUCCUCGACAACGCUGGAGACGCCCGCCGCGAGGCGCAAAGACCAAAAACGAACGUGCAAACUUCGACAUCAUCCUUUGCCGGACCAUGGGUUCUCGGAAUGCUUUUGCGAAUGGCGACAGCGAUCAGCUGCAUCCAAUGGAAAGACACCCAGAAGCACAGCCUGCUAAAAGGGCACGCUUGGCCGAAGACGCAGUUGCAUCCAUCUAUAGCCAGGUCUCAAACACCGACACAUCCUUGGAAGUCGAUCACAUGAUACUGGACUAUGUUGCAUACCAGACCAUUCAAGCAUGCCUCGCAAGUAGAGACCCUACACGCCAGAGUGGCUCAUCGCAAGCCCUGGCAAGCAACCUAGCCAUGGCGGACUCUUUCAUGUCCAUCUUCAGGACUCGUCAUCCAACGUACAAGCCCGACGCGGAGCUGCGGCUACGGUCGAUGCUGCUCAAGUUCAUUACACUUUUCACGCAACGAUUGACACGCAACCCAACAACGCCGCCAAGGGAAGACCUGCGAGCCUUGAGAACUUCGAACCAACAGCGCGCCAGAGAAUGGAUUGGAAGUGCUGAUCGAAUGCCGUCUGCGAUUCUCUCAAGUGACGCUUUCGACAAGGACCUUCCCAUCGCAGAGCAGAGCCUUGAGCGCAACCGAGCACAUGUGCUUUCCAAACUUGACAUCCCCCCCGAAGACGAUCACUACGAGGACGCAUUCUAUGGCACAUCAGACUGCGUUUCGCUGAUAGAUCUGUGCCCGUUAUUCAUGCGACUGUCAGCCGCCCGGAACGCGAUGAACGGAAGCAACCUCACCGAGCUCUGGAUGGAGCUCGCUUGCGAAUUGAUGCUGCAAGCUUGUCUCGAGCAUUACUUGGUCUUCGGUGCGCAUGGAACCGAUGCGAUCGACGAGGCUUUCGCUUGGGGAUACAAGACCGCGGAAGAUGACUCUCAGACUUCUGCUAAUAAUGUAGAUGCUUCCAGUGUCAACCAUGAUGAGGUCAAUGCCAUGUUUGAGGACGACGAGUUCGAGAUGGAGGCUGAAGGCUGGGCGGAAAUCAAGAUGUCCUAUCUGAGGAGGCUUCAACCUGACCGUGCCGUGCCCGAGAAGGAUACUGCCGCUCUGCUCGGAAUGGUCGCUACGCAGCACCCCGUUGAGGCUUUCGAGAAGCGUUUGCUGACCUACCUGUCCGCGCUGUCUGAAAGCAUGGUCAAGCCGGUCCUGGUGCAAUUGGAAAACGGGCAGUUGGACGGCAUGACCCAGCAGGAGACGAAGGACUUCCUUGCGACAUGCAACAUUGGUGAUCUUCAAUCAUUCACGCUGAGCAAUGGUCGCUAA
Saxophila tyrrhenica is the source of this 1350-nucleotide messenger RNA. RefSeq lists its product as uncharacterized. The transcript is spliced from 2 exons. The record is from RefSeq and is a predicted model, not a curated record. Bases 1 to 1350 code for a protein of 449 amino acids. NCBI's taxonomy places the organism in Eukaryota, Fungi, Ascomycota, Dothideomycetes, Mycosphaerellales, Extremaceae.